Messenger RNA from Astrephomene gubernaculifera, 2429 nucleotides. NCBI's taxonomy places the organism in Eukaryota, Viridiplantae, Chlorophyta, Chlorophyceae, Chlamydomonadales, Astrephomenaceae. The record is from the annotation of a GenBank genome assembly.
CAAGACUUUCCUUUUCGAAAUAUGCACUGAUAUAACAAAGCUAGCCGCUCUAUUGCUCGUCACAAAGGACACCGAGUUAACCUACCUUGCAACAUCACAGAAGGAUGCUUGAGAUAGGGGCACCUACGUAGGCAAAUAAGAGUUCUCAUAGGACUGACAAUUUAAGCCUCAAGAAGUUUCUUUCCAGUAGAGCUUACGCAAGAUCAGCGUGGAAAGGAUGACGCUGAACGUCAGGCAAAAGCAAGCUGAGGUCAUCCUUCGUGCACUGAACUUCAAUAGUGCGCCUGGAAAGGAACCAUCUUCCGAAUCCUAUAAGGUCCUCGUACUUGAUCGAUUUACGAAAGACAUUAUUGCUCCGUUGCUGCGGUUGAACGACCUGCGCAAACAUGGGGUUACAUUGCACCUUAUGCUGGAGAGUGAACGCCAGCCCAUUCCCGACGUGCCGGCGGUGUACUUUGUUCAGCCCACGGCUGCAAACAUUGAGCGCAUCAUUGCUGAUGCGGCUGGGAGUCUAUACGACUCCAUGUACCUGAACUUCACUGUGUCAAUACCCAGCAAGCUGGUGGAGCAGUUAGCGGCGGGGGUGGUAAAGGCGGGCUGCCUGAGCCGCAUCAGCAAGCUCUACGACCAGUACUUGUCGUUCAUCGGCCUGGAGCCCACACUCUUCUCCCUGGGCUUGCCUGAGGCUUACCUGGAGCUGAACGACCCGCAGGCGCGGGACCACCAGAUUGAGGCGGCCGUGGGCGGCAUCGUGGACGGCCUCUUCUCUGUGUGCGUGACGUUGGGGGUGGUGCCCAUCAUCCGCUGCCCGCGGGGCGGCGCGGCAGAGCACAUCGCAGCAGCGCUGGACGCCAAGCUGCGGGACGCGCUGAAAAGCCGGACCAACCUGUUCAGCGAGGGCGUGCUGGGCUUGUCAGCUUCCCUGUCGCGGCCGCUGCUGUGCCUCUUCGACCGCAACUUCGACCUGACGGCGGUGGUGCAGCACGCCUGGACAUACAAGCCGCUGGUGCACGACGUGCUGGGGCUCAAGCUGAACCGCAUCGCGCUGCAGAGCGAGGCGGCAGGGCCGGGGCCGGCAGGCAUGAUGGCGGCGGGCGCAGGCAAGAAGCACUAUGAUGUGGACGAAAAGGAUUUCUUUUGGGAGGCUUGUGGCGCCCAUGUCUUCCCCAAGGUCGCUGAGGAGGUGGAGACGCAGCUGCAGCGCUAUCGUGCUGCUGUGGACGAGAUCAACAAGAAGACGGCAGCCGGCGCGGGGCAGGAGGGCGCCUUCGACCCGGACGAGCUGCUGCGGCGCAACACGCAGAACCUCAUGCAGGCGGUCUCAUCGCUGCCGGAGCUGCAGGAGCAGAAGAAGGUCCUGGACAAGCACACCAACCUGGCCACCUGCCUGCUGGGCGCCAUCAAGAUGCGCGCGCUGGACCAGUACUCCAACCUGGCGGAGGACCUGCUGGUGGGCAAGGCGGACCUGCAGGCAGUGGUGAAGCUGCUGCAGAGCGGCAAGGGGGCGCCCAUGGACAAGCUGCGGCUGGCGCUGGUGUACAUACUGGCGCACGACGGCCUUCCUAGCGAGCAGGAGCUGUCGGAGCUGGAGGGCGUCAUGCGCAGCGGCGGGGCGGACGCGACGGCGCUGCAGUACGUGCGCACCCUCAAGCGCAACAACCUGACGGGCAGCGGCAAGAGCGGCGCGGAGGCGCUGGGGCACCACGGCGGCGCGCCCAUGGCCUCCCAGAACAACCUGCUGGACUGGGCGGACAAGACCUUCGGGCAGCCGCUCAGCCAGGUGGCCAAGGGGGUCAAGACGCUGCUGUCAGGUGCGCGCCAGGCCCCGCUGGCUGCGAGCGUGGAGGCGCUGAUGGAGGGCAAGGUGGGCUCACCCGAGUUCGAUUCGUACGCUGUAUUCGACCCCAAGCUGCCGCCCGGGCGGGCCAGCGUGGAGCGCGCCAAGGGGCCCUUCCGCGAGGGCAUGGUGUUCAUGAUUGGUGGCGGCAACUACUACGAGCGCGAGACGCUGCUCAACUGGUCGCAGCGCUGCACGCCGCCGCGGCAAGUGCUGUACGGCGCCACGGAGCUGCUGUCAGGGGAGGAGUUUGUGCAGCAGUUGAGCGAGCUGGGGCGGCGCAGCGGGGGGCGAUGAGGGUAGUGUGCGGAGAGCGUGUAGGUGGGACAGAAGUUUUGGGAAGGAUCAUGGGUCCCAGACACUGAGAACUGUGGCAUGUGUAGGUGCAGAUGCAGGAAAGAGGCAGGGUAUGCGCAACCAAGCACACAGAGUUGGACUUGCAUGUUGACGCCCGUCAUUGCGCUUGCAGCUUAAGGUUCUGUAAGGGUCUACGUACAUUCCGUACACGAUGAUGGAAACAUGCAUCUUUCUCCCGUGUCCUGAUGCAGCAAUAAGAACGGAAGCAUGUUACAAUGUAAAAAGAACAGUAGGC